CCGGGCUGACAGUCAGCUGAUGGUCGCUGACAGUUGAGAAAAAGUUUUGUUUCUCUAGGCUACUAAUAUGUUAAUUAGCUCUCGGAGUGUGCGACCCUAUUGGCUCUUCGUCCGAGUCAAUUUCACAUUUCCAGCCUGACGUCAGGGGAGCUACAAUGCUCUUAAACUCAUCUGCUGUGUGAUCCCUCUAAAAAAUCUCCCCACCAGUCCGCGGUUUAUAACGUGCGAGGCUGAGCUUGCUCCUGACUUUCGGCUCUUCUCUCUCUCCGCUUGCGCAAUGUAUUCAUGAAGAAACCGUGAAGUGUUAAAUGUUUGAAAUAGAAAAGCGCCGAAUUUCACAUGCUGAAAAAGGACUCCGCUACUCGUGCGCGCGGCACUGCUGUGUCUGUGCAGUAGACUCUGCAAAGAAAAACUACUCUCACACGCCUGCAAGUCCGUGGCUGCAGAAAGGACGCUGAAAAGCUCUUUUUUUUCCAGUUUUAAGAGAAACGCUUAAAAAUCAAACUGGCUCACGUUCUUCCCAACCAACCCAGUUUGACAGCUGCUCUUCAUCCCGUUUGGAGGACUGUCAGCAGCAAGAGGAUGGCAUCAGAGCUGGCAAUGAGCAACUCCGACCUGCCCACCAGUCCCCUGGCCAUGGAAUAUGUUAAUGACUUCGAUCUGAUGAAGUUUGAAGUGAAAAAGGAGCCGGUGGAGCCCGAUCGCAACAUCAGCCAGUGCAGUCGCCUUAUCGCCGGGGGAUCCUUGUCUUCCACCCCGAUGAGCACGCCUUGCAGCUCGGUGCCCCCCUCCCCAAGCUUCUCUGCGCCCAGUCCGGGCUCGGGGAGCGAGCAGAAGACACACAUAGAGGAUUUCUACUGGAUGUCCGGUUAUCAACAGCAGUUGAAUCCAGAGGCGCUGGGCUUCAGCCCUGAAGACGCAGUCGAGGCGCUGAUCAACAGCAGUCACCAGCUCCAAUCAUUUGAUGGCUAUGCCAGAGGCCAGCAGUUUGCUGGCGCAGCCGGGGCGGGAGGCACGAUGGCCGGGGAAGAGAUGGGGUCCGCUGCAGCGGUGGUGUCUGCAGUUAUCGCUGCGGCAGCCGCUCAGAACGGAGCACAACACCACCACCACCACCAUCACCACCACAGCAGCAGCCAUCACCAGGCACCUGGCGUGCAGUCCAACGGUACUUCUGGAACAAAUCACCCACACAUGCGCUUGGAGGAGCGGUUUUCAGACGAGCAGCUGGUCACCAUGUCAGUGCGGGAGCUCAACCGGCAGCUACGGGGGGUCAGCAAGGAAGAAGUGAUCAGAUUGAAACAGAAGAGGAGGACCCUAAAGAACAGAGGCUACGCUCAGUCCUGUCGGUUCAAGCGGGUCCAGCAGCGGCACGUCCUGGAGGGAGAGAAGACUCAACUCAUGCAGCAGGUCGAGCACCUAAAGCAGGAGAUCUCCAGGCUGGUCCGGGAGAGGGAUGCGUACAAAGAAAAGUACGAGAAGCUCAUCAGCAACGGCUUCAGAGAAAAUGGAUCCAGCAGUGACAACAACCCUUCAUCUCCGGAGUUUUUCAUGUCAUCAAGAAAAUUCCUUCAUCUGUGAUUUCAAGCCCCAUUCCUUCAUGCCCUUGGUUCCUUGAGAUAAUGACUGAGCAGUGAUGACACCAGACCGGCUGACCAAUCACACGGAGACUCAUACAAAGCACAACAUUCAAAAAUGACUUCACUGAAGAACAAAAGACAAGAUCUGCUGAAAUCCCUCAAAAUCCCUGCAGUGGAAUUCUUGAAAGCCUCUUACUACUCCUGUUUCCCUCCCUGAUAUUUUACUUCCAGCUUUUUUCUACAAAACACAGAAAAAAAGAAAGACAUACUCCUGAGGUGGUUGACAAUACUAGAUAAAUAUAUUAGCAGGACUAUUUUCUCUUUGGUGGGAAGCUCAUUCUUGCAUGCUUCUGUAAAUAGAUCACAACAAAACCCUAUUCUUAUUCGUAAUAUAGGAAGCAUACCAAGUUGUUCUCACCAACCAUCACAUAAACCCUCAUGACUGUGUAUAGAGUACUCAUGGUUCGAUAUUUUCCAUAUAAAGCCAAUAUUCUUCUUAUCUCUUCAGAGACCAUGUGAUUACCAUUUCCAAUAUCAUUUCUCUACUCUUUAGACUGUAAAAACUGUACUUCAUAUUCUUCUUAUUCACUUUACAUAACAGCCUAGUCGUCCUCUCCAAUAUCCACUCUAGUACAUGUAAAUAGAGUUGAAUGAAGCCAACAGCAUGGAACAGACUAUAGUGUACAGUAUAUCUACCAUUGCCUAGUAGAUCACAAAUCUCACUAUGACGAUAUUUCAGACAAACCUUUUUAAAAGUUUAAAAUACUUGAACUUGUUUUCUGAUAGUUAAAAUAAUAGUUCAAGGUAUUUGGGCAUUUAUGCAUUUGUAUAAAUGCAUAAAGGCGAUAGCUAUAGGUAACAUUUGGCUACCUUACGGUAGUAAGGAUUAGAACACAGCAAUUCCUUUGGUACCACCAAUCAGUCCCACCAUGAAACAAAUGUUCUAAGUCAAGGGGAAAAGCAGGUAAUUCAGCCAAGCCAUGAGUCUGCCUUGGCACUUCUACAUUUUUUUUAACAUUUUAUAUUUUAAGUUAUUAUUUACGAUUUUUUUCCCAGUAUCUACAUUAUUAUUCUUUUCCAAUGCAAUAAUUGCCCUCUUCCUUCUCAUGAUGUAUGAGUUAUAACUGCUGCAGCAAAGUUGCUGUAAGUCUGAGGGGGCCAUUUUUAUAUAUUUAUUUAUUUUUGCAUGGUUUAUAACCAGUGCUCUGAUCCUGAACCUACACGUGGGGAAAAAGAACACCUCACUGAUUGCACUGUAGACAUGUGGACUCUGACCUCCAUCUUCCAUGAACUAUGAAGAUAACUAGAUAGACUGACAGAAAAUAUGCCAAGCCAAUGAACAGACAACCUCAAAGGCUACCCCGUCCUCUCCAGUGGUGAAGACAGAAAACCGUUGCAUGGACAACAGGGAAAACACUAGCUUGUCGAACACCUUAUGUCCACCAUCAUGCAUCGUCUACCUCUAAGUGUGCAUUGUGCAUUGAGGAAGUCAUGACUUUUCAAUGACCCUCUACUGUCCUCACAGUCCGCUUCUCCGCUGAUGUCUCUAGAGCCUCAUGAGGAGAGUCUUACUCCAUGAUGAGUGCUACAGAUGGACACGCAUGGCAAUGGGGAAGACAAAACAAACACUUGUUCACUUUCACACAAACAUACUCACUCAUAUGAGUGCAUGCAUACAGAUGCACAAUCAUACAGUGCCACUCAAAUAUGUUGUUGUAUAUAUGUACAGUAUAUCCACUAUGUAUAGUCCCAGAUGCUGUACUUUGCAUGUUGACUCGUACAGUAGAUGACAAUUAACCAUAACAAAGGGUGUGCAGGUAGGCCAAGUCAGUGGGAUUUACUCUCCAAACCAGUGCAAGCUCUUUGUCAGCUUUACAUCUUCUUAAAUUGAUUUGAGAAAAUGUAAAGUAACAUCACAGAAAUAGUUUUACCACUCCUGAUCCUAUUGUGAAAGGUCCUCUUCAGCUAAAGAGACACAUAACCUCACCUCUAAUGUCAGGACCUGGCCACAGUGAGCGUGGGUAGCAGAGGAGGCAAGGGAAGGUAAACUGGGGUGCUCCAAUAAAGUGGAAACACACAAAGUGGCAUGGGGCAUCCUGCCAGCAACUGUCCAUUCAUCCUAUGUCAAAAGGAUUUACACAUCUCACUGAGUCUAUGAGCUGCCAGAGAAGUCUGAGACCAAAGCAGAGGAGAGCAGAGAAAGCAAGUGGGGCUCAGGAGAAAGGUUGAAAAGAUUUUGAACCAAAAUCUGAGUUUAUGUUCUCCAGGUCUGUCCGCCAGCAGAAUAUUCUUUUCUGAUUGGCAUCCACCCUGGAGAAUUCAAUAACUCCCUUUACCUCAGACUGUUGCACCAUCAUGCAGCUCUCUGGGCUAUCAUGACCUCAUGUCCUGUCUGAGGUUAACUCUGUGUUAAUUAGCGAGGCCCUCAGUUCAGCCAGAUGUUCAGCCUUGUGGUUAAAUACCUGUUACCCUUCGAGCCCAGCAAGUCUUUAAUGCCUGCCCAGUUAGUCUCUCUGGAGACAGCGACACUAUCAACUUCACUAAGUGAGAGAUUUCUUUCUUUAUAGUUUAUUUAAUCAGGUUAAAUCCUCACUGAGAUUAAAAUCUCUUUUUCAAAAGUGACCUGGUGAUGCUGAGUACUGAAAUUUUAAAUACAUUUAACUGUUGUUUCCUUUUUUAAAUCAAAAUAAUCAAAGUUGGAUUAAAAAAAAAUUAGCACACAAUAUAUCAAGGGACAUUUACAGGGCACAAGGGGUUACCUACUUUGUAUGCUCCCUUUUUCAUCCAGUUUAUAUUAAGCAAUCUUCUUAACUCAAAUACUGUCAGCGCACAUUGAGUCACAUAAGCAUAUUUACAGUCAACAUGUAAACAAACUCAAAAUUAAGACUUAAGACUUAGCAGUGAUUAGUCAGAGAACAUUUAAAAUACAGGAGGGAUGAAGAUGUCACUCUGACAUGAGACACUAUAUGUGGUAAGAAAAGGCCUUAAGCAGGUGCUGAUUUUCUCUGAGCCUCAAGGCUUUCCAUUUUCUUAGAGGUACAGCUGCAGGCAACCUGUGACAGGCUGAUUUGUUUUUCCCAUGCUUUUGCAUGUUAGUACAGUGUUAUUCUGCCCUUUUAUCUGACAAUGACCCUGACCAGGAUCAGGACAUGUACGUAAACACAGCAUACAGUAGAUAUAUGAGCUCAUGUGCAGAAUCUGUGAAAGUACACACAGACACAUACUGCUCCUUUUCUCACAUGCACCAACACACCAUGCUAAUCUAAACAGCAAGGCUGUAUGUAAACAGAUCGUCGACAUAAUGGGAUUGUUCAGUGUGCAAACAAUAUGCUGUUAGCGUAAUCACAGGUCAAAGAUAUAUUACCCCGAGGGCCACGCUGUAGGUAUAUUAAUAUGAUGGAUAUGUGUGAUAGAGGAGGGGGUCAGGGAUACCAAGGAUAUAGAGCUCUGCUCAUUCUGAUUUACCCCCUGUUGGGCCCUGUUUACCGCCCAUCUCUCAUCUACCUCCCUUGGAAGGGGUCCCACUUAUUCAGCAUUCCUCUUCUUGCUUCUUCCCUCAUUUACCAACAUGUUUCUUGUAAAUUAGACUUCUUCCUUUCUUUACCUCACUCUAGCACCUCCCUCCUGUCUUUUUCUAUUGUCCUUUGCUCAUUCACCUUGCUCUAUAUAGAUAUAAUCCGUUUAAGCAAAUUUCUGUGAUCAUUGUGAUAGCAGGAUGAAAUGGCCCCACGAUCCUGUUUAUGGAUUAAGCAAAGAAAUGUUUGAGUGACAUUAGAUCAAGAAGGUGCCUUGCCCAUGCCUGAUACAUCAACAACAGGAAAAGAGCAAGGAAUAAACAAAAAGACAGCAAUUUGUAGUAUUAAUGUAGGGAUAUGAACAAUGUGAUAAACAGAACACAUAAAGCUGAUAUAAAUGAAUCGCCAUCUCCACUAAACCAUGUUUAAAGUACAGUGAUCUUGUUUCUCAAUGAGAAGCAGCAUCCAAGUGCUGUGUCAGUCAGGAUAAAUCCUGUGUGUAGCCCACUCCACUGCACAUAGCUUAUUAACUUAUCUCUGCUUUAUUUGAUUUUCUGAACUGGUUAAUAAGUCAGUGUUCUCCUGUCCAAACACUCCAUUAGUGUCAUCACUGGCUAGCUUGUGUGUGUACUGCAUACGUUUGUGGACCACUGAAGCAGAUGCACAUUGGGGCCAAGUGACAGAGUAAACACAGAGGUAGAACUGGGGAGAAACACAACCUGUAAGACAGGCAAUAGGCGCAGAGGUAACAUUAACAGUCAGGUUUCUGUGCAAAUGGAUCUUUGGCUGAAAAUGUGGUUUAAGACUUUUAGAUGGACAACCAAUAUAUAUGUUAAAAGUACAGUCUUUUGCUAAAAUAUUUAAGCAGCAAGCAGUUAUUACAUUUCAAUCAGGAUAAUAAUUUUGACUCCACAUGUUAUGUAACUGACAAGUUAAAAUACUAGUGAGAACUAUGUAACACUUCUGAAAACCAAAAUAGAUUCACUUCUCUUUGUGCAGUACAGUUGUAAAGUAGGAAGAACUUUCAGUUGCCACUGGUUCAGGAAGUUACAUUGUGACAGACAUGACUCAGUUGUAGUCCCUCUAUGGUCCAAACGGACAAGAAACUCCCAAUCAAAUCAUCAGUGCAAAAGAGUAACAACAGUGACAGAAAAUACCAUCUUUUCUGAUGAAAUAGCUUCAGAGGUAAAGUUGAUAAUGGCUCUCUAGGUGAAUUCUGGCCAGAAACAUCCAAUCACCAAGCUUAAAAUUCUGUUUUAUACACGACUAAGAGGGGAUGGAAGAUAAGGUUGCAGUGUUGACAAAAUUGGUAAUACAAUCUGCAGCUCAGACUAAUUCACUGUUGGAUUCUGAAUCUAUUUUGGAUAAAUUCAGCAAAAUCGGCACUGUAUUUUGCCCCCAGCUGCAAUGAUAAAGUAUUUUGAAUUUGCUAAUUGUUGAUUGUUGACUAUGACUGGUUUCUUGUGAAGCUCAUGAUGUAUUAAACCAUGCCUAACUGACAGAACAUUAUUUCUCAGAAUCAAAGUUGAAAUAACUAACAUUGGUGGCUAUGUUAUAAAUCUAUAGGACUAUAAUGUUAACCAGUAUCCUCUGCAUUUCUGUGUAAUGUUGAGGAUAUUGUUGAUAAAAGUUUGCAAUGAGGUCAAUAAGGCGGAAAAUGCCAAGAUCUCCUCCCAUUUUGCAACACACAUCCUUUUCCUCUCUAUCACACACACAAACACACCCUUCUCCUUUGUGUGGGUGUCUAGUUGUACGUCCUGAAUAACACCAACUUCAAGCCAGACGUGGUUGGGUCUAUGGGAGUGGGGUCAUAGGUCACAGGAUUACAGUGAGGCAACUCAUGUCAACUGCUAUAUUCUAAUCCUAACCUCCAGGCUAACCCAAGCCUCUGAAGAAAAAAAGAUUCAAAUGUAUGAGCUCAACAUAUUUUGUGUGCAUCACCAUGUUACUCAACGAAUACUAAACUGCUUGGUAUUGAAAUAAAAAGGAACUAGAAACUAAAAAUGCUCAAAAUGUGGCAUAUGAGGCAGAAUGACUUCUGAAGUAAAGAUACUGUACUGUAUAUUGGGUGAGGAGUCUUCUAAUAGCCAAACAGCACGCCACACAGCUAAUGACAGAUGAAUAAUAAAGCCUUUAAAACCCUUACUCCCACCUCAUUCUGGCAGGGCAUAUAAGCUUGAUCUCUGGGUGAGCAGUUAGCUAACAAGCCCCUCACUGAGAUGAGACGAGUGGGCAGGUGGAGAGUAUUGGCUUAGCCACAAUGACUCAAUUGAAAUAAUUGAGUCCAGUGUAAUACUACUGAAAAAUGCUGUAAACCAGAUCCUUAGUAUCUGAUUAGGUAAUGGAAGCCAUCACGUUCUCUUAGCAACCAUUAGUGGUGAAAUAGCCCAAAUGUUCAUAUAAGGACUAAAUGUGAAUGUUUCAAAUCACAUACAAUCUGAGUUUGUUGUAAGUAGAGGGGACUUUUACAAAUGCCCAAGUUGCCAGUAUAGAAAUAAAUAAAUGGGGAAAUAAUAAAUCGCCAGCAGCUGUGGACAGGUGGCAUUUCAGCCUGCACCGUUUAACUGUGCAGUCUGGUUUCUGACAGCUUGAUUUAGUCUCCUGCACCUGAGCCAGAAACGAGAGAGAAAAUUAACGACAGGAAAAACAGCUUAACUAGAUUCCAAUUUGCCUGCUUUGAAACACAAUUGAUGAAGCUAAUGGACGUUUUGGUAACUGUACCAAGGUUGUUGUGAUCAUGCAAAGGCUGUACAUACUCAUUCUGGACCAGGUGCACAGGGCAGUCAGAAAGAUAAUAGUGCUGAUAUGAUUUACCCUUGAUCUGCCUUCUGAGCCUAGUUCUGUUUAAGGAGGGACAAUAGGGGUUGUCCUUAAGGUACAAAAUACAGAUUAAAGUGACUCAAAGGGAGACGAUAGGAUACACGCUGUUCUCCCUGCUGUGACCAGGGUGUAAUCCCUCAGUUUUAGAGAAGUAAAAAGUUUGAGGAGUAGAGAAAGUUACACAUAUUUCCCUUCUGGCCCCCCUACAGAGCAGAGUGUGUGAGGCAGCAGGGGAUAACCAUAUGCUAUCAAAGUGUUCUUCAAAGCUCCCAUUCCCACUAAAUUAUACAGUACCAUCACAUAUACCUGACAAAAACAGAAGAACCAUAAUUAGGCAGCUCACUGUACAAACUGAAACAAACAAUAUACUAACUAAACAAGUUUUAAGAAAUAUUUUACGCUUCUUCUGGAUCAUUUUGUUUAAAUUGUGGCUGUGUCCCAAUAAUGUGGGUUAGCUUGUGAUUUUGUACUUACAUGCUUAAAUAUUGCUGCUGGUGGACAAUUAAAAAUGUAUGAUUUCUAUCACAAUACGCCCCUUUCCUGUUACCAGAGGUUAAUUUGUGCUCACCCCUCAUUUCAAUUGUACUUUAGUAAAUGUCCACAUUAUUUCCCACAUGAGCCGGGACGAGGGGUUUGAUUAUUCAAAGGUAGGCCUUGGUCGGCUCUGUUAUCGUCAGAGGGCUCGUAAGCUGCGAUAACUGCUUCUAGGGUCUUAUUGCUAUGACGAUCAGCCCCUUGCCACUUGGCCUCCCUGACCCCAGUCAAAGAUAAGCUUUAUAGGAAAGCACAUUAACAUGCACUGGCAGUCACCUCCCUCCUUUAUCAAAGGCAGUUCUGUGAAAUCAAGUGUUUAUGGACCCCCAGUGAGGGUAUAGUGCUGCUGAUUGCCUAUAUUAGAGGCUGAGUGUAAAUGAGCCAGAGGUGGACAAAGGACCUUUAGUAGUGAAGAGAAGUGAGGAUGUGAUACUGAUGUUAUUCUCACUAAAUGAGCAAUAUCUUUAAUGACUGCAUCACCUUAUGAGCCGGUUCCUAGCGCCUGGAUUACAAAUACUGUCUGCAGUCUAAAUAUAUCCAUGUCUUCCAUUCAUUCUACAAAAACUGACAGUACCCUGAGAGACCUUAAAUGUGCUUAUAGAUAUAAUGUAACAUUAUAUUUUGGAGUCAUUUAAUCUAUUAGCACUACUGUAUAUUCUAAGUAACAGAAUCUUCCUUCAAUGUCUUCUCUUUUGUGUUACACCGAUUCUAUUAACUAAACUGUCAAAUGGGUGUCUCUUUUAUAUCAUUGCACAUGUGUUACAUUGAUAUGGGCAUUUUUCUGUGGUUACGAGUGACAAGGCUGAAAAAAAUACAGAGGUGUCAGUGGUGUGUACCUGCGUACUGCCCAAUCACUGGUAAAAGAUCCUUUCAGUUAUGUCUGCAAUGAUGGAUGAUGAUAGCCCUGUGUCUCUGUACACAUCUGGGGCUCUACUGUUGUCACUGGACAGAUAGAGGGAGUGAGAAGGAGAAAGAUGUAGUUGCAGCUUAAUGUCCUUCUCUAGUGCUGUGCAUGCUCUUUCCUAUUUGCUUUUCCCUUCACGGCACGGUUAACAUUGUAAAUUAACCUUUCCGAGCUCCCUGUGCUCAGAGACUGGUGCGCAAUACAGACAAAAGGUGGGUGGGGGGGAAUCAGUGUUAUGCAAUACACUAGCACUGGCCAGAGAUGUAGCCUGUUACAGAAUUGAGGUAUUCCUUCUUCAGUGAUGGGAAUAAAACAACACACUUUGUUCAUUCAAGCAAACAUUCUAUUUUAUGUGCAUGUCCCCUGUACUCUGCAAAUCGGUAUGAGGCUGCUUUUUGUUCUCCAUCCUAGAAAUGUAAAUGAAACAUGAAAGAAAAUUGUAUUGUAGAUUCUUCUCUUUUUAUUUCAAGCCUGUAAAUAGGAUGUAAAUACCAAACAGCUAUGCAUGCUAAUAUACAAGCAAUUUGUUCAGGUACUUUUGUAGCCCAGACUUCUCAUAUGGCAUGCAAUGAAAAAAAAAAAAAAAAAAGUAAAGAUGAAAAAAAUUCUAAUAAAUUGUGAACAAGGAUAUGGUUUGUAAACUACUUCAAAACUGGAAAAUAUAUGUCUUUGCUGUUAAUGUUUUCUUACUGAUAACUAAUGCAUUGGCCUGCCAUUUACUACAGUGCUCUGCUCAUGUUACAUUAUCUUUUUUUAUGUUUCAUAAGGUAGGGCUGAGGCAAAAAAGACCAUAAAUUGCAGGUUUGUGGGAAAAUCGGGUUGGGGAAUAAGAAGAUGAGGGGAAGGAUGGCAGUCUAACCAUACUCUUUGUAGUUUUUCCAUUGCCACUGCACGUUCACAUGCAUACUUAAUAAUUAAUUACAUAUCCUUAGUGUCUAACACAGCCAAUAAAAUGCCACGGCAAAAUAGUUUAGCUUAAAAGCAGUAGAAACUGGGUUGCCAUUUGAGUUAUCUUACCAAAAAGAUAUAUCACCAGCUUUAAAGUGUGCUGUUAUUUUAAAAUGGCAUACAUUUGUUUCUGAUAAACCACAAAACCAUUAAAUAAACUACAAAGCUGGUACAACAAGCAAUUUGAACUCAUCCCAAAUUGUCCAAAUCAUGAGGAGAGAUUUUGAAAACUUUGACAUUUUUUCUUAUUUGUAAGAUUAUAUCGAGUGAAAACGAUGAUCUGUAUGCCAAAUUUGCCUCUGCCCCAGCAACUCUAAUAUGACAUUUUAUGAAGAUAGGGAUAGAAGUAGCAAGAAUCUUUAUGGCUUCUAAGAGUGUUUAUUUUCAACCAUGUUAGAACCAUGUUAAAUCCCAAGGCGCUCAUGGUAGAUGGAAGUGUAAUUUUUA
This is a messenger RNA of Monopterus albus (swamp eel), 10745 nucleotides long. It is a transcript of the gene mafa, whose product is annotated as MAF bZIP transcription factor a. NCBI's taxonomy places the organism in Eukaryota, Metazoa, Chordata, Actinopteri, Synbranchiformes, Synbranchidae. The coding region runs from base 583 to 1578 and encodes 331 amino acids. The transcript has 3 exons. Gene Ontology annotation, biological process: regulation of transcription by RNA polymerase II. Gene Ontology annotation, molecular function: DNA-binding transcription factor activity, RNA polymerase II-specific; RNA polymerase II cis-regulatory region sequence-specific DNA binding. The record is from RefSeq and is a predicted model, not a curated record. Gene Ontology annotation, cellular component: nucleus.